CAGAGGCAACGGCGGCGUGGACAACUCUAGCCAGCGGCCGCCCAGUUCUCCCGGCCGCCUGGCCUGCGCCCGCCUCACCCGGCGCCGGUGUCGGAGGCGAUCCACGCGGGUGCGCGGCGGGGCCGCGGGGGCAGAGGACCAGCCUCCGCCAGGAGCCGGCUGGGGCGGCGUCCCACGGGAAGAUGAGCGGCAGCAGCGCCAGGUCCAGCCACCUGUCCCAGCCCGUGGUGAAGAGCGUGCUGGUGUACCGCAACGGGGACCCGUUCUUUGCGGGGCGCCGCGUGGUCAUCCACGAGAAGAAGGUAUCUAGCUUUGACGUCUUCCUGAAGGAGGUGACCGGCGGCGUUCAGGCGCCCUUCGGGGCCGUCAGGAACAUCUACACCCCGCGGACGGGCCACCGCAUCCGAAAGCUGGACCAGAUCGAGAGCGGGGGCAACUACGUGGCGGGGGGCCAGGAAGCCUUCAAGAAACUCAAUUACUUGGACAUAGGAGAAAUCAAGAAAAGGCCAAUGGAAGCUGUUAAUACAGAGGUAAAACCAGUGACCCACAGCAGGAUCAAUGUGUCCGCCCGCUUUAGAAAACCCCUCCAGGAACCCUGCACCAUUUUCUUGAUCGCCAACGGAGACCUCAUAACUCCGGCGUCUCGCCUCCUCAUCCCCAGGAAAGCCCUGAAUCAGUGGGACCACGUGCUGCAAAUGGCCACGGAGAAAAUACCCCUCAGGAGCGGGGCUGUCCACAGACUCUACACCCUAGGAGGGAAGCUGGUGGAGAGCGGGGCAGAGCUGGAGAGCGGGCAGUUCUACGUGGCUGUCGGCAGAGACAGGUUCAAGAGGCUGCCCUACAGCGAGUUACUGUUCGACAAGUCAGCGAUGCGCAGGCCUUAUGGUCAGAAAGCUUCUUCACUACCUCCUAUUGUAGGACCCAGAAAGUCUAAAGGGAGUGGAAAUGAUCGCCAAUCUAAGUCAACAAUUGGGUCCAGUGACAACUCAUCUCCUCAGCCUCUGAAGAGGAAAGGGAAAAAAGAAGACUCAAAUUCAGGGAAAUCAAGGAAGGCGAAACAGAACGUGAAGUUGAAGAGCGCACAACAGGUGCCACCUGACGGCGAUGAAGGCAUUUUCAAAGCUGGAGAAGAGAGGUCGGAAAUGCGGGGGGCAGCCGAAGUCCAAGAAGAUGAAGACACACGGGUUGAGAUCCCAGUCGAUCAGAGACCGGCAGAAAUCGUUGAUGAGGAAGAAGAUGAGGAGAAAACCAACAAUGAUACAGAACAGAAAGAAGACUUCUCAGAGAUGAAUGGCGAAGUCAGAGAGGAGGCCGGUGGGGAGGCUGCCCAUGCCCCUGAGCAAGUGGAGGAGAUCCCAGAUCACAGUGAGGAGAACACGGGUCCUGCUCGGGCCAACGGAGGCACCGAUGAAGAAAAUGGCGAGGAACUGGACCAGGUUAAUAAUGAGCUCCAGCCGGCAGUGGAGGAGGAAAGACAGUCUCCAGGGGGUGCUGACAGUGGACAAGAAGAGGCUGAUGUGGACCCUCAAAAGCCACCGAGGCCAGAAGUAAAGGUCACUAGUCCUCAGGAAAAUGGGAGCAAUGAGCAAAACAAGGACUAUGCUGUGGUGGCCUAGAUGAUGACCGAGAGCGUGCAUCCAGAGUAUGAGAAUGAAGGUGUGACCCCUGAAUAGCAAGCGCAUCCUUAGCGCCAAACGUGAAGUGACUGGACGGUCGAAUCCUACCCGUGGAAUUUCACAUCUAGAGGACUCAGGGCAAGGCCAGCAGACCCUCGGUAGCUACUAAGGAGAAUGACAUGUUUUCGUCACAUGUGUUUUUAUGUCAUGUAGAAGAUUUAAACAAGAGGGACAGAGAAGAAUCUGCAGUGGACAGUUGGCCACUUAUGUUCAUAAGGAUACAAAGAUGGACUCACUCCCACUGCAUACCUUAUUGUAAAUUUAGGAAUGAGAUUAGGAGACAGCAGUUUGUUCUAAAGCAUUUAUCCCAGAAAGCAUAGAAUCUUAAAGAACUGGCAAUAGGAAAGCGUGUAUUAUUUUCUGAAAGCAAUAAACUUUUGAAUGAAAAAAGUUGCAGCUUAGUUCCCGAGGUCACUUGGACAUGGCAGGAGAAUGACAUUUCCUUGGUCUUCCUCCCUCUUAAGCCAGACUCUACCUCGAGUGCAUUCCAAAGGCACCCACUUGGGUAGGAGGUAGCAUUCAGUGGGAGCGUUGCAGGUGGGCACUGGGCGGCAGGCCCAGGAACUUCCCAGGGUGCCGGGCAUGGUGGUGUUCAGGAAGGCCUGCUCCUGCUGCCCAGCAAAUUCUGGAAGUCCCGUGGAUUUCCACGGGUCCUGUCUACCUUCACCUGUAGGAUGCUUUUCCCCCUCAUGUUAUUGUAUUGGAAAACCCAAAAUUGGUUAUUCCAAAAUUCGUCCCAGAUUUUCGGUUUUCUCUCUUUCUCCUUUCUUCCCCCACUUUGCUGCGCGAAAGGAAGACAGUGUCCUAGGAAGAAGGAUGUAGGCUGCAAGAAAAGCUUACGGACACGCAGUUUCACUAGCUUUCUGCUUGAUUUCUAUUAGCACUGUCUUGUGAUAUUUUUGCCCCAGAGAGAUUAGCAAGUAUUUAUUUUCCGAGUUGGCUGUAUUUAGUCUUUUAAACAGAUUCUUUACUAUAUAAUUAGACGCUAUCGGAUAGAAAUAGGUGAAAAAACUUUAAAAAUCAUCAUAAUGGAAACAGUCCCUGAUUGCCACUUUGUGACUGAUUAAUUUCCUUUCUCCUUGUGAGGUGCAUAUGGGGGGUGUAAUUACAUUAGUUUGGUGCUCAUGAUUAGAGAUGAUGUCGGUCUUUCUUUACCCAUAGAAAUAAUAUAUUUUUCCCAUUUUAAAGAAUAUAUUUUUCAUUAUGUAGAAGUUGUGAAUUGGAAAUUUCAACUUCUAGUGCUUUUAUAAGAAUCAUUGUUAAUCAUCAAUUUAAAGGACGACCCCACACCCCAGGUUUCAUAGCCAACCAUUUGGAGUCAGAGUAAUUGGCAGUUAUGUAAAGCACUUUGUAAUACUUGGAAAAUAGGUAUAUUUUUCCUCAUAGCUGUUUUGGUAUCUCCAAGAAAUAGGAAGUACGACAGAGAUUAUGAUGUUGCAGUAUUUCAGGGAGCUCACCACGACACAGGCUGUACCAAUCUGGGGGCGUGAAUUACAGAUGGGGUGCUGUGUUUCUGGUGUAAAAUCUAGGUUGUGCUUCUCCUGGUAAGUGGGCUCCCUUCCUCAGGUGGGCAGCAAAGAUAGCCGUCUCCUGUGGCUGGAAAAGUGGACCAGCUGGCCUUUGGUUGCUCUAGGCAACCUACUUACUCCAGGUUUAGUGACUUUAAACUUGAGACUAAAUAUAAGAGGCUUGAACUAAGUCUCAAGAAACUUCCUUCUCUUUUCUUUUACCAUUGAAGAAUUUCUCUCUCUCUUUUCUUCUUUAAUAAAAAUAUUUUUCUUUUUUUUUCCUUCCCAUUCUUUUCUUCAUUAUACUAUGAAACUUAGGCUUUAGGGAAUUCCUUGUGAAUCAUUUUAAUGAUGAAUGAUAUUGAUAUUUUACAUGAAAAAUAAAAUUUGGAAUUUUAAGUAUACUUUAAGAAGUUAUAGGUCACAAUAACUAUCAAAACAUUUUAAAAACAGGGACAUAUUCUUCUCAUGUGUGUGUAUUUUAACACUUGUUGAUAAAACUGUGACCUACUAUGAAGGAAUGAAUAACUUACCACUUUAAAAGUUGCAAAUAUAUUACUUUAAAAAAUAAAUAAAUGACAUAAGUCAUCUAAUCAAGUAAGAAAUCACUCACAGAGAAUUAAAAUUGUGGAUGUCACUUUGGAUAUGACUUCAGCAUAAAUGUUGAAAGUCAUUUCUAGUCCUGAAUGUGGUAGUUUUCUCUGUGGGAAAGGUGGUCCCCAUGUCAGGCUAGUUCCAAAAAGUAAGACUUUGUGGGGAUUCGGGACCAUUUAUGUGAGUGGAUGGAAGAGAUCUGGGUUAGUCUUCAUGUGCUGUCUUACAGAGACAGGGCGCUAUGAAAAACUCACAUCGCUUUUACAUAGGAACCAAUAUGAUGCUUCAAGAUGUUCUUUGCAAUGCUGGAUAUGCAGAUUUCCUGGUUUUAAUGUCACUCAACUGCUUUCUUAAACUUAUUUGAAUUUUUAAGGCACUUGUGAACAACUGGUUUGUCAGCAGAAUUGGAACAUGAGGAGUUUUGCAGAGCAAAUAAAGAUUUUGACUGAAGUCAUUUUCAGGCUAGGGCUAUGUCCCUGCUUAGCUUCUGUUAGAGUAGCUGCUGAGUGCCCAGGGACUUCUAGUAAUUCCAACAUAUCAUACUGUGGUCAGAGGAAUGGGAUGGCCAUAGGAUGACAUUUAAUUUAAGACUUUUUUUUUCCUUUUCUGGGGGGAGGAGACUGAGACCCAUAGGAAGAAUGUGACAUGAUCACACCUCUUGCUUCAUGCUGUGUCAAUUCUUGCCCUGGGAGUAGAGAAAAACCAUCCCACACACAUGGUUUAGAGCCUGUGUGCAUCUCUGUGGGCUGAGAGUGGUGAAGCCGUCAGAUGAAGUUAACUGCCCCUCCCAGGGCACAGCUCAUCCACCAUCGUCUACAGAAUAUCCACUAGACAACCUGUCUUGUGCACGCAGAUGGAGUUCACGCACUUAGGAAUAAAACCAUGUACCUGAAGCUGUGACUCAGAACCACAGGACGGCUUCUGUAGCUCAUGGACUAACUAAUUCUCCACAGGAAUUAGCUCUGCACUUUCAUCUUUUGAAGAAGUUAAAAAGGUUCAUCGCUGAACAGAAAGCAUCACAUCUGAACUGUUGCCAGUCUGGACAGAAACGUAAUACCUAGAUGGGUCUCAAAUGCUCACGGAGAUGGCCUCGCACACUCUGCGGCAUCCAAAGGGCUCUCAGACACAGACUUGGGCUGAGGCGCUUCUGCAUGAAACUGAGAGCAGCCGUGGGCGCGAGCAUGAGAGGAGAUGCUCAGAAGCACUGGAUACGGUGGUGCUCUAAAUACUGGUUCUGAGAUUCGAAGGAGUUUAAUGUCUUUCUCAAAACAAGAGAUUACCAACAUUUUAGUGAAACGUUUGUUCUAGGAUAGGAUAGGAUUUUUUUUAAAAAAUCACAACUAAACCCAGACAGACAUAGCUUGCUCUCCUGUAGUGAUCGGAGUACAUUCUUGCCAUCAGCUGAAGGAACCACGUGCUUGAGUACAGAGUGCUGCACACCAGCACAGGCUCUGUCAAAAGGCUGAUGCCUGUCGGUGAUGGGUGAUUGACCUGAGUGUGGCCAGGGCCCCUGGGGCCACGGGCAGCACAAACAGACGGAAAGACUGACUACGCUCCACUCAUUUCUGCAAUGUUAGGUCAGUGCAGGCGCAUUGGUGAUCUCCUGUGAUGCGAUAUCCUUCUGGAACGGAAGCAGUUUUUUUUUUUUCCUUAAAGUUCUUUGUUUACUAAAAGCACAUGCGGAGCUUUGAUUUUGAAAAUCAUUUUUGCAAACAUCAUUAGAUUUUUGUUUUUUAGAAAAAUGUCCUGGUAUAUAUAGGUCUGAUGUUUGUUCUUCCCACAUGAAAUGUGUAUAUUUCCUGCCAUGAAGUUUGAGUGACAGAUGGGGAAUGAGAAAGUGUUCCCAUAUGUUAGUGAGGAACAAAAUAUUGUUCUUGAUGAGGCAUAACAUCCUGUAGGAGAUGGGGAAUUAGAAAAGAAUUACAAAAUGUCUGGCUCCUGGAAAGCGUUUAUAAAUCAGGAGGUAACUAAGGGCGCUCCACUGACUUAGCCAGCAAUGGCUGAGCUUUCGCCUACGGAUGGGACAGAUUAAUUUCCUGCAGUCCUGUCAACCUGAACCCCAGAGCUUAAUUGAGUGUUUCAGUUAUUGUCACAAAUGCAGUGACAGAGGGGAAAGGAAGCAAUUAUAGUCAAUUUCAGAAGUUUUGAUUUCUUGCCUCAAUGUUCUUCUUGUGUCUUAAAUCUUUAACAUGUACAAUAAUAAUGGGCGAUUGUUGAUGUCACAAAUAAAGGUUAAGCUGUAAAGGUUAAUAUUUUCAUAGGAUUUAUUAUAUUCAGAUUAUCUCUCUGUAAGGAAAAUUAUUUGUAUUUUAAUCAAAUUAUCAGCAGUUAGCUUUUCAUUUCUGUAUCAGUGCACACUCUAAAAUGCAAAAGUUUUAGCUGUGUCUUUUGAGUAAAUAGAGCUGCCUUUUAUAUAAUUAAAAUUGGGUUUGGAUGGUU
Molecule: messenger RNA, 6217 nt
Organism: Sciurus carolinensis (gray squirrel)
Lineage: Eukaryota; Metazoa; Chordata; Mammalia; Rodentia; Sciuridae
Gene: Dcdc2
Product: doublecortin domain containing 2
Exons: 11
Coding region: 183-1616 (477 amino acids)
Biological process (GO): regulation of cilium assembly; cilium assembly; neuron migration
Cellular component (GO): microtubule; axoneme; microtubule organizing center
Source: RefSeq, a predicted model, not a curated record